GAGAGGAGGAUGCUGGAGAUGGCGGCGGCGGUGGGAAUGCGCGUGUAGCCCUGCACUCUGUGCCUCGUCUCGGGCCGCGCCUGAGUGAGGAGCUCCUGUGAGGAAGCGGGGCUGCCGCUCCGGGGCGGCUCGGGACUGCACCGUGCCAGGGAGCUGUCGCCUCCCGCCCAAUAAAGAAGAAUGUCCUUGUUUAAAGCUAGAGACUGGUGGUCCACCAUACUUGGAGAAAAGGAAGAAUUUGACCAAGGCUGUCUAUGUGUUGCUGAUGUUGAUAAUAGUGGCAGUGGACAAGAUAAAGUUAUUGUGGGCAGUUAUAAGGGAUAUCUCCGAAUCUUUAAUCCACAUCCUGUGAAACCUGGAGACGAAGUACAACCCGAAGACCUACUCUUGGAAGUGCAGUUGCGAGAACCAAUAUUGCAGGUGGAAGUAGGAAAAUUUGUUUCUGGUACUGAAGGACUUCAUCUAGCUGUGUUGCAUUGCCGAAAACUCUGUGUGUAUGCUGUUUCAGGAACUCAGGGGAAUGUGGAGCAUGGGAACCAGUAUCAGAUUAAACUGAUGUAUGAGCACAAUCUUCAGAGAACUGCUUGUAAUAUGACUUAUGGUCCAUUUGGUGGUGUAAAAGGUCGAGAUUUGAUCUGCAUACAGUCCAUGGAUGGGAUGCUCAUGUUAUUUGAACAAGAAAGUUACGCUUUUGGCCGGUUUUUACCUGGUUUUCUUCUGCCUGGUCCCUUGGCUUACAGCUCGCGCACAGACUCUUUCAUUACAGUGUCUUCUUGUCAACAGGUUGAGAGUUACAAAUACCAAGUGCUGGCAUUUGCAACAGAUGCUGAUGAGAGACAAGACACAAAACAGCAAAAACUCAGUUCUGGAAAAAGACUUGCGGUGGAUUGGGUCUUAAACAUCGGAGAGCAAGCACUGGAUAUAUGCGUUGUCUCGUUUAAUCAGGGAGUUUCUUCUGUUUUUGUGCUUGGUGAGAGAAACUUCUUUUGCCUUAAGGAUAAUGGGCAAAUACGAUUCAUGAAAAAACUUGAUUACAGUCCGAGUUGCUUCAUUCCUUACUGUUCAGUGCAAGAAGGAACAAUAAACACUUUAAUUGCAAACCACAGUAAAAUGUUGAAUGUUUAUCAAGAUGUUACAUUGAAAUGGGCCACUCAACUUCCCUGCAUUCCUGUCUCAGUAAAAGUAGCGAAUUUUCAAGACUUGAAGGGUGUUAUAGUCACUCUGAGUGAUGAUGGGCAUCUUCAGUGUUCAUACCUUGGAACUGAUCCUUCACUCUUCCGGGCUCCUAAGGUUGAUUCUAGGGAAAUAAACUAUGAAGAAAUGAAUGCUGAAAUGAAAGAGCUUCAGAAAAUCAUCAGGGAGGCCACAAAAACACAAGAUGUUUUGCCUGAAUCUGAAAAACAGAGAGAUGUAACUGUCACUGCAGAAGUUUCACCUGAUUUGGAUGAAGAAUCUCAAGCCAUUGACAGUGAGGUAAAAGCAGGGGCAGUACCAUCAGUCACAGUAAAGAUAACAAUCCAGAGCAGAGUGACUGCGCAGAAGCCAAGCCUGGCAGUGUGUGUGCAAGCUCCCUUAGCAGUGACCUGUGACCAGUUUGUCUUUGGUGAUUUAGAACCAGAUUCAUCUGAAACUGUGGUCCUGUCUGUCUUUUUGAAGGAGAAUUGUUGUCCAUCAGAGCUAGAAGGAACUUGUAUGGUUUCAUAUAAUAUACCAACAGAGCUCAAUCCUGAAGGAAUACCGAGAGUUGCACAGUGUAACUUCAGUCUGCCUUUGAAGUUAAUUUGCUUUCCAGCCCAACCUUCAAAAGCAGCAAACCACAAGCUAACUAUUGACACCAACAAACCUCCUAUCAGUUUUGUCACCAUUUUUCCUGACUUUGUUGAUCCAUCUGAGGGUGACCAGGCAAAUGCUCUGGGAUUUGAGUUUUUAACUGGUUCAAAAACCACUCUUCUUGCUUCAAAAACAUCACAACGAUACAGGAUUCAGAGUGAUCAGUUGGAAGACCUUUGGCUGGUAACAAAAGAGCUCAUACACCGACUAGAAGUACAUUUCAAGAAGCAAACCUGCAAGGAUUUUGCUUGUACCUUUUCUGGUUCAAUUCCCCUGCAAGAAUAUUUUGAACUAAUUGAUCGACAUUUUGAGCUACGUUUGAAUGCUGAGAAGUUUCAGGAGCUGUUAUCUGAAAGGGCUGUACAGUUUCGAGCUAUUGAGCGGCGACUGCUGACACGAUUCAAAGACAAAACUCCAGCUCCUCUUCAACAUCUGGACACCUUGCUAGAAGGAACAUUCAGAGAGGUAAUAGCUCUAGCAGAUGCAGCAGAAGAAAAUCAAGCCAACAUGUUCCAGGCAUUUGCAAAGUUGAAAAGUGCCACCCAUCUGGUGAUUAUGCUGAUUAGUUUGUGGCAGAAGCUCAGCACUGAUCAAGUUGCGAUUUUGGAAGCUACGUUUUUGCCAUUAGCAGAAGAUACACAAGAGCUGGGUUGGGAAGAAACUGUGGAUGCUGCAGUUUCUUACUUGUUAAGAACUUGUUUGUCAAAGAGCUCCAAGGAGCAGGCCCUGACUCUCAGCAGCCAGUUGUCCAUGCCCAAAGAUACCAGCAGACUGAAGAAGAACAUCACCCUCUUCUGUGAUAGAUUGGCCAAAGGCGGUCGCCUUUCAUUAAGUACAGACUCAGUCACUCAGCAAACUGCUGUCAUGCCAGGUGGCUGUGCUACAAUCCCAGAGUCUGAUUUAGAGGAAAGGACCAUUAUACCGGGCUCCACAGCAAUGUUUUCCAGUAACAGGCAGAUCACAAAGCAGAAAUCCAAGCCUGGUUUGUCUGAGGAUGCAGCAGAGGAAACAAAAAGCCAUGAACUCUGAAGAUUACUCUCAGGAGAAAUUUCUAUCUGAUGCCAGAUGCAUUUAUAAUGCAGCAGUACCAAUCCCUUUUACUCUGUAUGGAUUUUAGCUUCCAGAAGGAGAGGACUGUACUAAUUUAUAUGAAAACAAAAAAGUUCCACUCUAAUAAUUUGGUUGGGUCUCCCUGCCGGCUACUAUCAUCCUUUCUGUGAGCAAAGUUUAAGCACUUCCCCAACUGUGGUAGGGGUGUUGUAUUGUGUUUUGUGAUAUAUCAUCCCUUUCUAAGGAUUCAGUUGAUUGAUCAAAGACUGUUUAUACAUAGUUAAAAGCAACCUUUGUUUCAGGAUAUGUUUUGUCCUUUUAAGAAAGAUAUUCUGAGCUGCACCUCCCUUUGAGAUUAUAUUAACAUUUGUUAUAUCACAGUUUUGACAAAAGAUAACUAUCUUGUUUCCUCCUGUACUAACAUUCAUGAUUCCAGACAGCUGAAUUCACCACCAGGAGAAAAACUGGUAAUCCAUCAACUCUUCCCCCCCCCCCCCCCCCCUCCCCCCCCAUUGUUUACACAGACUCCUGCUCUCUAGAGAUAUAGAGUAAAAUAUGGUUACUGGACAUAAAGGGCAAACCCUUUUGCCAUUAACUAUGUCACUAUGAAUGGGAAUAAAGUUUACACUGGAAGUACCUUGAGCACAGCAACACAUGGAUCUUUUUAUGGUUACCUGUGAUUUCUGCUUUUCUUGUCAAUCAGUCUGUUCUAGUUAUGGGUAAGAUUUUCAAAAGUAACUAACAAUUUUUGAGUGCCUUAAUUUUUAUUAAUCCAGUUGGAGGGUGCUUUGGGUGUUGUGUAUUUAGAAAGUGCUGGGUAUUAACCUUCUGCAGGUCAGACUCAUGAAAAGGUGCCUGAAAUGCACCCAACUGAGGCAAACUUUGAGAGUACCUUGGCCUAGAGUUUGGAAGAGUCAGGCUCGUGUCUGGGUUUCUGAGAGUGAGUUAUUACUAAAAUAAACUUGGAACUGAAACUAACUCAGACCGAGUUAUGGUCAAGCAUAUAAACAGGCAUUUGAACAAGGCCUCUCCUGGCUGUUGCUAGUUCAUUCCAAAAUAUAAGUUGCAGUCUCUUGGAUGGCAGAUACAAAACGCACUGAUAGCCCCAGUUUAGUCUGUGGCACGUGCAGUCGCAUGAGCCAUCUCCACAUCCCACAUUCCCAUUGGUUUCCUCAACAAGGGUUCACCAGCUCCUGUUCUAGCUGUAGUAAAGGUCCCUCCAACUCACUUUUGUGCUGUUUCAGAAGAAGUUGUAACAGUUGCUGUGGUCAAUGCUAGCUUGAUCUAUGGAUAAUAUGGAGACAAGAUUUUUCAGAAUGUCUUAAGCCAUCAACCUUCAUCAUCUCUGUAUCUACUUUCAACUUCCUUGCACCCCCUCCUAAAACAAAACCAGCUUUGCACAACUUGUGCAUCUGCUGUUUAACCCUCUGGUCCUACUCUGGCUCAGUACACAAUGUAACUGUUUCACGAAGCCUUUUUCAACAUGUUAGCUAUUAAAUAGAGCUCAGUAGCCAAGGAACUGGGUAAAGCCUCUGAUACCUCUAGGGCUGAAGUGAGCUCUAACUCCCAACAAAAAUUACUCUGUCCCCCAGGAGACCUCAGAUAUAUCUACAGGUUGUGGGGCCAGAAAUCUUGCUUCUUUCCCAGGAAAGAAAAAUCCUACCCCCUGCUUAUUAUGGAGUGAUUCUACUCUCUGAGUUUUCUUCACUCUGAUCCCUCCCCUGUGGUUUUUGUCAGGAGGGUGGUAUCCAACCCAUUGUCAAGGUACCCUGCUGCGCUGUGAAAAUUACACAAUAAAAUAAUCUCCUGUAGUCUCUGCACACACCUCAGUGACCAAAGAAAAUCCAUGGAGAACUAAUCAAUUACUGUAGCUAUUAGGCUUAAACGUUAACUAUAGAUCUCAAAUCUUCUUUUGUCCUCUUGUCAGCGGCUACUAAGGAAUCUAGAAAAAUCAAGCACAGUUACUACAGAAAGCCUGUACCAUAACGGUGGAGAAUGCUGGACCAAAGAAUCCUAAACUAUAAGGGUAUAAUAUAGCUGGAAAGUACGCUGCUAUGAGACUUCUGUGAAAUGUAUUACUCUGUCAUGAUUCCCAUUAUUGAAUGUGAUCCCAGUACUCAGAGCUGCCUGCUUCGUUCGGACUUGAGGGUAAAUGACAAGUAGGCACUCAGGUCAAUUAUAUCAUCCACUCUUAUUUAAGUUAUUUUCUGUCAUUUUAAGAUGUAAUGCUCAGAAGCACUCUUAUUUGCCUUUUCUGCUCCAUGCUUUGCAAACCAAGGUCUCAUGAGAAUAGUUUUACAAAAAUGAGAAAAUAUACUGGUAAUAAAGGGAGGGGGGGGAAGGAAGGAAAAGGUAGAACUGUCUAUAGUAGUAAAGUAUGACCUCUUUGUAUACUGUGCUAAAUUGAAGUAUUUGACAGUAUCAUCAAGAUUUAAAAGUUGCAUUGAAUAAAAAUUACUUAGUUUCCCCCAAUGCCAAAUAGUCCAUCUAAUUCAGAGGAAGGAAGUAAUUGAAAUGUAGUCAUUUAUGCAGCAGCCUAAGAGGAAAUAUUGUAAAGUAAUUCUUAGCAGUUCUCAAAUGUAGUUUGAAAUUUUAAGAAAGUUCUUUUUGACUGGAAAAAAAUGAGGCCAAUUACAGGAAGUUUGGAAGCUAGAGAGGUGUAAGGAAUGUAAGGAAACCAUGCUAGUUUGGGGGGACCAUGUGUUUCGUUCUCAUCAGUGAUCCUUCUGAGGCUGAGAGAGGCACUGGUGGCCAGUCAAACUGUUCUGACCAGGAUUUUAGAGUAAUGCCUAAAUGCCUGUCAGCUCUUCUGGUCAGCUUAAAUAUGCAGCCUAUCUGCACGUUUAGCUAUUUGAGUAGGGUUUUUUAUGGUUAAGUGGCUCACAGAGUAAAAUCAAUUUUAAAUGACAAUUUUAUUGGAAAUAAAUCUAAAAGGAAUUUUGUGACAUUUUGAAAAUAACACUGUGAGUCAUGGCAUCUUUAUUAUCUAGAACUUUGAAAUACAUUUUCUAAAAUAAGUCCUAAAAUAAAGUUAUAUAUUCUUCUGUUAAACAGGUAACUACUUCUAAAGUUUAUUUUCAUGGUUGAAGUUUAUUUUCAGAAUGUUAUUGUCCAAUGGCUUUUCUUUAAUUUUGUUUUUCUGCCAUUGCAUUUUAGAAAAACAGAUUAAAACAAUUACUACUCCGAUGACCAAAAUCUGGAGGUCUGGAUGCUGCUCAUCUUUUGGGCUUUGUACACAAUGCUGAGUUCAAACUAAGACAGUGGUUUCCAGCCCCAGAUUCAUUCUUCUGUCCAACUAUUAUUCAACUGUGACGCAGAAAAACAUUUCUCUACUUUCAGGGGGUUGGGCUUUGCUUUAUAAUGUCUUGCUAUUUUCUCUUCUUCAGCAUUUACUGUCCAGAGAGAAUUAGAGAUAAGUUUCAAUAUUCUUUUAUUGCUUAUAAAGAGUAAUUUACUGCCAUAAACUGAAAUUUGUUGAGCAGAGGUUGUAUUUCUAUGUGAAGUUCUUCCAGCAUUGGAAAAAAAAUAAAAAAAUUACAGGGUAUGCAUCAUAUUGAAUAAGUAUCUUUCCUUCUUACCAGAAUCUUCUAUUUAUAAAUAAUCUAUUAAAAAAAACCCUAGUGCAAAAAUACUGUAAAAUAUAUGACAUACUCCUGAAACCAAGCUUCUGCAUGACUUCUUAAUUUGAAAUUAGCCUUGAGUUUCCCACAGCUUAGUUUGCUGUCACCCCUUUACAUCUCGUUUCUUUCUUCAUUUACUCCUUUAUAGAAUAAGGUUGCUCCAGUGUUUAUGUGGUAUCUUCAUGUGCUGUUGGCAGGUGACUCUAGCUCCUUUGCAGCUCAAAAGUAAAGUUUGCACAGCAUUAUGCUGCUUCAUGAGCCUUGAUCCUCUCGAGGGGACAUGCCCACGGGGCCAGGCUUAUAAUUAACAAAAUUCACCCAAGCUGGAAGUGGUUAUGAAUGCAUUGUUUCAAUGAGAAUUUAUCCUAAUAUUCUAGUAGAUGAAGUUCAACUCAAGUUUGUUACUCAUAUAAACACUGAAAAAAUUUGCUUGUUUUAGAGUCUUGGACUGCCUCUCUAUUUUUUUUUGUCCCCUGUCUUGUAAAUUCUUAUAAUAGUCAGCAGUAUUAGGAAUUAUUAUUUCUGUCCUCCUUUUCAAGACAGCUGGUUCUUGCUGCAUAGAAGCUGCUAACUUGGAGGAAUGUGCUUUUUCCAGGAGACCAGCAGAUCACAGCAGAGAUACUUAGCACUUCUAUUUGCAUUAAAUGUAUGGCAAGUGAUGUAGUUAAUUAUGAAAUGGAAGCACAACCCAGCUAAUUGAAUUGACCUGGUCUUCUCUGACAAGAUGUCCUGACUGCUCCAUCUUUACAUCUCCCAUAUCAAGGAGUAUGAACAAAUGCAACAUGAACAUACAUUUAAAUAAGUAUAAUUGUUAUUUUAAAAUACUGUGGUAUUUUUAAAGAGUUUCAUGUUGUUGAAAUCAGGAAAGGGAGUAAAAUACCGAUUUAUUUUCAUGUGCAGUUAUUGUAGGGUGAUGUUUCUUUUGCAUGUAUUGCUAUGUGCCUGGAUUUACUGUGUCUGUAAGAGGCAUUCAUGCUUGCAGAUUUCCGUAUCCAUUCUUGUGCUUUAAAUGACAGGAUUGAGCAAAAUCCUGCUUAUGUAUCAGGUAAAAAUUCGUGAAAGUAAGCAGCAGCCCUGGAAGAGAUCCCACCCUGAGACUACACCAUGUAAACUGAUGUUAACUCUGAUGGGAGUGUUUCCCAUUUGGUAUAGCAUCAACAUAUUGUAUCAUUCAUUUGUUUGCUAGCACCACUUCAACACUACACUGUCAUCAUAAAAAAUGUUCCUUUGGGAGAUUACUUUUUGCAAAACCAGUUAGUGCUCUAGAAAAAUGUGAUAACAGUGUUUGAUAAGAUAUUUCAAUUCAUCUUUUUAAGCAGAAUAGAGACUUGGAGUGCUUCCUAAGUGGGAAUGAUCAAUGGCAAUCGUAGCUUGCCCUCCACCACAGCUCCAGCAGACUGACAGUACAUUCAGCUGCAGAAACAAGAUAAAAGCUGUUCCAAUGGUGUAAGCUGCUGCCUGGCCUGAAAUCUUGAAGGGAGGCCAGUCAUCCUGAAUCAUUACUGUAACCUGAUUAGAGGCCCAAAUCUACUUUUGAUAAAUUUAAGUGACUAUUUUGCCAUUGAUUUUGACCGGAGAGCAUCCAUAGUCUUCUACUGGGGGCUACAUGUCAAAAUAAGGUGACAUGUAAGCACCACUGAACUCCUAGUUAGAUGAUACAAUAAAUUAUGAGAGUCUCUCCAAAAGGUACUAUUCCCAAAAUACAAUAUGUGUGAGGCUCAGCUAGUGGGUAUUCAUUAAAUAGCUGCCACACUGCACCCUAGAAGUGAUUGCUUCUCUGCAGAGAGUGAUGCUGCAUGUGAAAUAGGCCCUGGCAAAAUAAAACUCCAGAGCAUUUUAUUCCUGUUACUUCAGCCACUUAUAGAUGAAGUCACUCUUUGGAUGAUGAUAGCAGCUUUUCAACAAUCAUAGCAACACUAAUAAAUAGUGUAGGAAAUCAAGCAAUGAGCACCAUGCUCUCCCUCUGCUCCUCAACCAAGAGAAUGUGGAAAGGAAGUAUUUCAGCACACGUUGUAUUAAGAAGAAUGAACUUAAUCUGAGGUUUGAUCAGCACAAAGCUUGGCCCUCUGUCUUUUAAAAAGUUGCGAUGGUGUCUCUAAAUUGAUGCUGUUAUUACGAUUACUAUUUCCUGAAUUUCACAUACUGUUUAAAAAUUGGAAGCUCCAAUGUCCUCUAAUUAUACUGAGACAUUUUAUCAUUGUUAGUGAAUGUAGCACAGGUGCUAUUCUUAGGCAAGCUUAGGAACCAGCAAAGGUUUUGAUCCAAGGAUGACUUAGACCAGUCCUCCUUACUUUGUGAAAUCUGACGAGACUGUAUUGCAAAGUUUACAGUCUCUUUGAGAAAGAAAAGAGUUUUUAUUCUAUUGAUUUUAAUACUUCAUUCAUUUUAAAGGAUAGAUCAGUCCCACAACAUCUUGGAAGUGUUAGAGAAUAUAUGAAAAAUUGGUCUAUAACAGAUGAUAUUCCAAUUCAUUGUGAAGCAAGCAGUCAGUAAUUAAUAGUUACUUCAAAUGCUCACAAUAUUUUAUAAUCAUGGUUGGAUUCAAUUACAAGAGACAUAAAAGGGGAUUAUUGUACUUUUUCUUUUUUCCCUGAUGGCAUAAUGAAGUCAAGAUCCAUAAAUAUUGGAGAACAGUCAAGUUACUGCACAUAUAACAGGAAUUGCUCUUUUCA
Messenger RNA from Corvus hawaiiensis (hawaiian crow), 9172 nucleotides. It is a transcript of the gene BBS9, whose product is annotated as Bardet-Biedl syndrome 9. The coding region runs from base 181 to 2859 and encodes 892 amino acids. The transcript has 23 exons. NCBI's taxonomy places the organism in Eukaryota, Metazoa, Chordata, Aves, Passeriformes, Corvidae. The record is from RefSeq and is a predicted model, not a curated record. Gene Ontology annotation, cellular component: membrane; BBSome. Gene Ontology annotation, biological process: cilium assembly.